Molecule: messenger RNA, 1772 nt
Organism: Trifolium pratense (red clover)
Lineage: Eukaryota; Viridiplantae; Streptophyta; Magnoliopsida; Fabales; Fabaceae
Product: protein SOSEKI 5
Exons: 4
Coding region: 202-1467 (421 amino acids)
Source: RefSeq, a predicted model, not a curated record
UUUGAACUCCAACUAACCAAGUAAAGUAACCAACCAACCCAUCUUCUCUCUCUCCCCCCGUUUGCUCAAACUCUGAUUCGUUUCUCAAUUUUCCCGCUGCCUCGGUACAUCGCUUUCUUCUUCCUCAUCAUUACUAUCUCAUUAUUGCAUCUCACUAACUCACUCUGUUCUUCCCAAUCCACAUUUUUUCAAACAACAGAAAUGUCUUCCAGUUUCAGAGGAAGAACAGCCACUUCCAGAGAAAUCAGUCCAGAAAGAACCAAAGUUUGGACCGAACCAAAACCCAAAACUCCCAGAAAAGUUUCCGUCGUUUACUAUCUCUCCCGUAACGGCCACCUCGAACACCCUCAUUUCAUGGAAGUCCCUCUCUCCGAUCCUCACGGUCUCUACCUCAAAGAUGUAAUCAUUCGCUUGAACCUUCUCCGUGGGAAAGCCAUGGCUACUAUGUACUCAUGGUCCUCUAAACGGAGUUACAAAAACGGUUUCGUUUGGCAUGAUUUAUCUGAGAAUGAUUUCAUCUACCCAACGCAAGGGCAAGAUUACGUUCUCAAAGGAUCUGAGAUUCUCGAUCACGUAACCACCGUACAAACACCGCCGGAAGAAGAAUCUGAUUCUCCGGUGGUGAUUACGAGGCGGCGUAAUCAGUCGUGGAGUUCGAUUGACUUAAACGAGUACCGAGUUUAUAAGUCUGAGUCGUUAGGUGACUCGGUUGGAAAUGUCGCCACUAACGCGUCGACUCAGACGGAGGAUAAACGGAGACGGAGGAGAGUUGUGAAGGAAAAUGAAGAAGAAGAGAAAGAGAAGAAUGAAAUUGAAAACGAUGAAAUUCAGAGUACGGAACUGAGUAGGGAAGAGAUCUCGCCUCCACCGUCGGAUUCAAGUCCAGAAACAUUGGGAACAUUGAUGAAAGUAGAUGGACGGCUGGGAUUAAGAUCUUCGGUUCCUGUUAAGGAGAAUCCGACGGUUGAGAGUUGUCCAAGUGGAAGGAUGAGAGCUUCAUCGGUACUCUUGCAAUUGUUAUCGUGCGGUGCGGUGUCUUUCAAGGAGAGUAGUGGAAGUGGGGCUAGUUCAGGUGAAGAUCAACGGUUCUCGUUGGUUGGGCACUAUAAGUCUAGGUUGCCCCGCGGAGGAGGGAAUCAUGUGGGAAAAGAAGUGGGGACAUUGGUGGAAAUUCCUGAUUUGAAUAGGGUAAGAUUGGAAGAUAAAGAGUAUUUUAGUGGAAGCUUGAUUGAAACCAAAAAAGUUGAAGCUCCUGCAUUCAAAAGGUCCUCUUCGUACAAUGCAGAUAGCGGUUCCCGGAUGCAAAUCAUGGAACAUGAAGGCGAUAUGGUGCGGGCAAAAUGCAUACCAAGGAAGUCGAAGACACUACCAACAAAGAAAGAAGAGGGUACUUCCAGUAGCAUGGACAAUGUUAGCCGUAGUCAACAUGGAAGCAAAAGAUUUGAGGGACAGCAUGGAAGUUUGUAGCUUAUUACUACUGAGAAGAGCUAAAAGAAGUUAAAUUAGAGUUAUGUAUAAUAUUGACAGAGAUAAGAUAGGGUAAGUACUAAUUAAGUAGGGGUAGUGUUUGUUUCCACCUAGAGCUUUUGAAAUUUGCAAGUCACAGACACAGCACAGCACUAUGGACAGAUUAAGUUAAGCAAGGAUUAGCAAUGUGAUUAAAAUACUAGCUUGUAGAUCUUGUCCAUUUUGAUCUUUAGGGUUUGGCCAAAAGUCAAUUGUGCUUGUAACAACUGUUUUCUGUUUCCUUUCCUGGCUUUUUGUGGCGGUGA